This is a messenger RNA of Filobasidium floriforme, 1176 nucleotides long. RefSeq lists its product as uncharacterized. The transcript is spliced from 7 exons. The record is from RefSeq and is a predicted model, not a curated record. Lineage: Eukaryota; Fungi; Basidiomycota; Tremellomycetes; Filobasidiales; Filobasidiaceae. Bases 1 to 1176 code for a protein of 391 amino acids.
AUGGCCUUUCUGGGAAUGGCGCUGCCUCAGAACCUCAGGGUACCGUUGCAUACGGACAAUGCGGACGACAAGCACGGGUUUGUCAUCAUGACACCAUUCAUACAGGAUGGAAUACCAGCAAGGCAACUUAGUGAUCUUCAACUCUGGCAUCUUUCUCACGCCAUCACUCCAUCUGAGGGUACCAGGCAGGCUGUGGUUCUGUUUCCUCACAAGGGUGUGUUUGAUUUCGAGUUCAAGUGGUUGACCGACGGCAGCCCUCGGAAUGAACCUCUUGGAUCGGACAAACGAAGCCGAGCUGCGAGCUGCAAGUAUACCAGGUAUAUUGACGAGUCCCGUGUCACCCAACAAGCCCUCGUGGACAACUUCAAUGCGCUCAAGCAGGUGGUGCAAUCCCAAAUUACCUCCCAGGAGGACGAUUGGACGGGGCGAGAGCAACACCAUCCCUUCCAUCCUUUCUCUUUCCACCCUUGCCCCUCCAAAUCAACGAGGCAAAACCAAGGCCAUGGGGCUACCACACACCUUGCAGAAUGCUCUCGAAAAUCCCAUUUGUUAUUGAGACGUCAAAUCAAUCAAGCGGGUGAAUCACAACAAGGAGCAGCCAAAAGUUCUGUGGAACCUCAGGGCAGGCCAAUUUCAGGGCUCAAGGAACUUCACAUAUCACGGAAAGAUAUCAGAGCAUGGCCAGUCAAGCUGUUGCACAUUGGAGAAGUUGUCAAAGGAUAUGCAGCAGAUUCUCAUAGAUCAAAGACCAAUCUAUUCAAUGAUGGCCAACAAGUCCCACUCCUUGAAUACGAUCAAGAUUACUUGAAGAACAGUGUUCUGCAGUUGAAACGAUGUCAGAGGAAUCAGGGUUACUUCCUGUGUUUGGUGAGGGGCCAAGACUGCAAGAUUUGGAAGAGAGCAGAGCAGUGGCAAACCUUAUGUGUCUUGGUGGGCAAUAGAAUUGUCAAGAAGUUACAGAACCUCAAAAACUUAUGGGACUGUGAUCCUCAGAUUGCUCUCAAGGGAGGAGCAUGUAAAGGUGCGACUGCAAUCACCACUUGUUGUUGUGAAGUAACAACUAGAUCCACCAAGGUUGGUUACUUGAUGUACCUAGGCAAUAGUAAUGGAUUCCCUGUAGAUUGUACAAAGUACGAUGUACAAUGUACAUUCUACAAAAUGAGGCUUCGUGAUUGA